Messenger RNA from Populus euphratica (Euphrates poplar), 749 nucleotides. Its product is annotated as transmembrane protein (DUF872). The record is from RefSeq and is a predicted model, not a curated record. Lineage: Eukaryota; Viridiplantae; Streptophyta; Magnoliopsida; Malpighiales; Salicaceae. Gene Ontology annotation, cellular component: endomembrane system. The transcript has 3 exons. Bases 163 to 510 code for a protein of 115 amino acids.
UUUCUUCAAGCAGCCAGAAAGGAAUCAAAGGCAAAAGAAAAAUAAAAUCCGCAGUCUUUCUUUACCAUCAACUCUCCAUAAAACCCACAAUCAAAACGACCGAGCCGGUGUCUUGGUAACGUAAGGUCACGAGCUAAUUAGGAUUUUUUUAAAAGUUAAAAUAUGGCAUCAAGGCGCAAUGUUCGUUACAGUGCUCUUCCUGAUGAUGACAAUGAUGAUAAAUUUGGUGUACAAUAUGACCCUCGAUUUGAUUAUACACCUGGAUCUUUUGAUAAAGUCCCAUGGAAGUCCAUUUUCCUUGCAAUUUUUCUGCUCUUCCUUGGAUGUGUACUUCUCUCUCUAUCAUACUUUAUCUUCACUGGGCACAUGGGAGGAGAGAAGUCCCAAGCUUAUGGUCUCUUAGCUCUGGGAAUCAUUACCUUCAUGCCGGGCUUUUAUGAAACUCGGAUAGCAUAUUAUUCAUGGAGGGGUGCUAAGGGAUAUCAGUUUGCUUCUAUCCCUAGAUAUUAGAUGUGUGCCUCAGUUAAGUUUGCCUUAGCAGCAAAAACUAGGUUAUGUUGUGGACGAAGUGAUUUACAAUCUGGUGUACAGAAUCACAUGCGUCUGUGUUUCUUUUUAUGUUAUCCUAAGCUUCUGUAUUUCCAAGCAUCAAGAUGUUGGUACUCAUUUUUGUAAAUUUUCCUUCCACGAGACUGAUUGUUUUGUGAUUUCAUUUUGUAGUCAACGGAAAAAAGAUUGAUUCUUGCUCA